CCAUCAAUGGAUCGCUCUAAUAAUUUAAGAAGGUUGGUGAGGGGCUGUAUCAUGAUCUCUUUUUCAACCUGUUUGACAGUGUUGACAAGGUUCCAGUCUUCAUGUGGUAAACACUGAUUUUAAAAUGUGCCAUUAAUUUAACACCUAACUUGUUAAUUAUUAAAUGUUAGGUUUAUUAUUGUAUUACUAUCUCAUUUAAGACUACAAAUUUAUUUUAAGUGAUUGUAUUGAGAAAAAAAUUGGAUGGUAAACUGAGUUGAAAAUUUCCCUCUGAAGCUUCAUAUUGGUUUUGUUCUGUUUACAUUUUUACACAUAUAACUUCUGUCUUCACCAAGACUCAGAUUCAUCUUAUAACCACAUUUUAAUUUUCCUACAUUAAUUAUGACUACUCUAUAUUGUCUUAUUAACAUCGAUGAUGUCAAUUAUAAGCUGACAAUGAAGUUGGAUGAUGAUCGAGUCAUCGGUAACUUUGAUGAUUUCCUUAAAGCUAUUGCUACAGACAAUGAUCCUGAUCUAAAAAAAUAUGAUUUUGGUCAAGAAUUUUUUAUAUUUGAGUUAUAUGAUAAAUCGUUAAACGAGUACGUGAGGAUCGAUGACGAUACAGAAUUCGAAAAUUUUUCUAAAGUAAGGGUGAAAAUUCUGGAUCCCAAUGAAAUUAUUACUGAACCAGAGCCACCUUUUAUAAAUGAAGAUGAGCUCACCUUCGCUGAAUUGGAGGAUUACAAAGACGAUGUAGAGUUAGUCGAAUUAUAUGCUCAAGCCCACAUUCCUGAUCCCGAUAUUAUAAAAAUAAUUGAUAAUUCUAACAUCACGGCUGAAACUUUUAGGGUAAACAAUGUCAGAAUAAAGAAACAAAUAGUAAAAACAGUGAUAAAGUACCAAGGAUUAUUCAAGGCUCCAGGGGCAGUGUAUGAGCAAUGUUGGGAAUUUAUUGUCAAUGACGUUCGUGAUAAUAUUGGCGAGAGAACCUUCAAGUUGAUUCGUGAUCGCAAUUAUAUUGGCUUUAAUCGUAUUUGGUUUAAAAACGUAGAAAAGGAAUUUCUCGCCUUGAUUGGACAAUACAAUCGGUUAUUAAGGAUGUGUCAGUGUUUAACCCCACAAUUGGCCGAAAGACUUUGGCCGUUCUUUAAAAUCUUCCACAAGUCUUUGCGGAUCGAGCAUAUUUAUCCAGAACGAGAGGCUAGUUUGAAGAUUAUGCAAAAAGAGUUCGAUAAUGCCAAGAAAAUCACUGUCCUUUAAUCGUUAAUAUAUUGGUCUCCAGCUAUUUUCACCUAGAUCAACAUAUAUACCCAUUCAAUCGCUUUCUUAUAACUUUAAAUAAUUUUCUUUCGACUGUAAAUCUAAUCACUCUGGUACAUCAACCACCAUCACAUUAAUAAUUUACUUGAAUCUCCCGGACCAGCGAAUUUGUGUUUUCACAAAUACACAAGUAUUUAUCUUAAGCGAAUAAAACUUUCAUUUGAUCUCAUGAUUCAGAGAUUUAAUAAAUUUUAAAAUUAAACUAA
Tetranychus urticae (two-spotted spider mite) is the source of this 1505-nucleotide messenger RNA. RefSeq lists its product as uncharacterized. The record is from RefSeq and is a predicted model, not a curated record. NCBI's taxonomy places the organism in Eukaryota, Metazoa, Arthropoda, Arachnida, Trombidiformes, Tetranychidae.